UCAUCUAGAGAUUCGGAAUUGCAAAUGAAGUUUCUGAAAAAUCAACUUUGAUUGCUAGAAAGAAGAAGAUCUCGAUACAAGUGAUCUCAACCUCAACUUGACAGGAAAAUCAAAGAUCAAUCGAUCCUACGAUCCUUCCAAAGAAAGUGUCAGAUCUCAAGCAGAUCAAUGAAAAGUGUCACAUAUCCUCGAGAAAGCUUGAUCAAUGAAAGGCGUCCCAAAGAAAGUGUCAGAUAUCCUCGAGCUCAAACAGAUCAAUGAAAAAUGAUCCAAAUCUAGAACCCCAAGUUUAGUACAUCGAGUUGUAGUUUUGGUUUUCUUAAUUCCCUCAAAGAUAUCUUCCUGUUUUUCAAUCGUGAUCAUUUUUGCAAGUCAAUCUCAAUUACCAAAGGACAGUGCCACUUUUGACUUGAUUCGACGAAACACUAAAACAGCAACUAUCUGAAAAAAGCUCCUAGGAAGUUGUUUUGAAAGCAAAUUUAUGAACGACCGCUACCACAACAAGUACGAUAAGUAUAUGCGCAUACGCAUAGCCACAUACCUAUCACUAUUUUCAUUACACAUAGUUUUCCUGUUGACGAAAAACAAAAAGCCCGAAGUUUUUCUACUUGAAGCUAGCUCAUCAAUUUCCCUUGAAGAAUUUCGUUUUCGUUUAAAAGACCAAUAACACACCAUUAACUAGAAGGAAACCUUUGUCGUUACUCCCUCCCUAGUGCAACAUAUUGUUUGAUCCUCUCAUUUCACACGGGAUACGAACCACACGCACAUCGACUAGAACUAGAAGGAAAUAAGUAGUAUCUAUAAAGAUAUCACGAGACAACAAGUGAAGCGCUAAGCCUACCAAGUAGAACUCAACAUAGAUUUUCACACAAGAACAAUUAAUUUAGCAGUUAGUUAGAUUUGCCUCCCUCACAACCCAGCGCAAAAGCUAGCAUCAAAGAAAAAAAUGUCGUCUUUGUUUGGAGCACUCACGGAUACCGUGAAUGUCUUUUUGGGUAAUGGACGGGCCCAGGCGGAUGGUAGUGAUCCUAUCAUAACGCGGUCCGACAUUGUGAAAGAAGGAUGGUUAUCGAAGGAGUCGCGCAACGUUCGCGAGUGGAGGAGAAGAUACGUCGUGCUCACGAAUGAUUGUACUUUUUGUUUUUACUUGUUGUAGUUACAGUAAUAUAUUUCUUGUUGUAUGUUUGUAUUGUUCUGGUAUCUAUUCGGUAGCCUGAUUUUGAUCAUAAGGGAAAAUAAGAAGAGAAUCCUUGUGAUCCAAUUCAGACAGGUUACCAAAUACCGAAGCCAUUCAAUUCUGUUCAUAAACUUUUUCAGGUCUCGCCACAUUCCGUUCUGGUCCUGAGGAGAUGUAUCGGUGGUCGGACGCUACCGAACUUGUGAUGUUCGGACAGAUGAUGACCGUACGAUCUGCAGACCACGAAACCGGCAAGGAGAACUCAUUCUGCAUGCAGAGGCAAAAGGACGGCAAAUAUUUCUACUUCUUGGCGGAUUCCGCAAGCGAAAAAGAGUCUUGGGUCGGCGCGGUAGGUCGCGCGAUGGUACGAAGAACCGUGAUGAUAGACGGAAACAACGGGCGCGAUGACGAUGAGGAAACCGACUACGCGGAUGAAGCGCCAAUUGCGUCGCCACAAGCUCGUGGAAGCAGCGUCUAUGGAGGCUUCGCGCACGAUUCAGGGUCAACGUCAUUCAAUCCUAAUGACGAUCAUCAAUAUGGACAUGGAGCAACUGGCGAUUAUGGAAAUAGCGGACAUAUUGCACAUGUUGACCCCACGCAAUCGUAUCGCUCGAGUGGAUAUGCGUCCAGUGAUGCGCCUGUGGUCGCUACUCGUCGGGAAGAUUUUAGAUAUCCACCAGGCAGCUCGGGCACUCGAGACGUCUAUGCGGCUGACGACUUACCCGACAUUUAAGAAAUAGCGUCUGUUUUUGCCUCUAUUCCAAACGGACUCCCGUCUGGAGUCAUGAUAUAAAAGACAAAAGAACGCAGCAAAGCCUGUAGUUCAUUACAUACGGUUUUCUUCAUCUUCGCGCAUCCUUUCCUCCAGCAGCGAUUGACACUCAUUUCUGAGCUACUCCGGGCCCCCGAUGUUGUUACUUUCUCUUUCGUUACAUUAGACGAAUGAAUUCAAUUACUCAUUUAAUACCAUGAUGAUCAUGAUGAUUCUCCUCCGCGUUAUCGUGUUUGGUUAUCAUUCCGCUCCUUCUCGGGUAGGAAUUGCUUGCAUCGGAUUUGAUUCUUAUAUAUCAAUGUCGGCGUUGUCUUAGUCUUCAUCUUCCACUUAGAGAUACUUGGCGACCUGCCCCUGCUUAUCGUACUCCCUCUACCCGGCAUAAGAAGUAUGAUCAUAUUGGCCUUGCGGUGUGUUCCGCAAUCUUCGGCUUGAUAAAUUAUCCCCCCGCCCUUUGCGUUCGCCGAGCAUAAUAUCCCUAUCAUAAUGACACACCACAGAUAGUAUACUUUUUUCAUCGAGUCAGUUGUUGAGACACACCACGCAAACGCUAGAUUUA
Molecule: messenger RNA, 2508 nt
Organism: Amoebophrya sp. A25
Lineage: Eukaryota; Dinophyceae; Syndiniales; Amoebophryaceae
Source: the annotation of a GenBank genome assembly